CACUCUUCUCGCGAGACCAGGAACGUCAGCAUGGCGGUGCUCCUUGAAACGACGUUAGGCGAUAUUGUUAUUGAUUUGUUCACAGAAGAAAGACCCAAAACUUGCCUAAACUUCCUGAAACUAUGCAAGAUAAAGUACUACAACUACUGCCUCAUCCACAAUGUUCAGAGAGGCUUCAUUGUGCAGACCGGAGAUCCCACUGGGACGGGACGUGGUGGAGAGUCUAUCUACAGCAAAAUCUAUGGGGACCAGGCCCGCUUUUUUGAUGCAGAGAAAGCGCCGCGCAUCAAACACAGGAAGAAGGGGACGGUGUCCAUGGUGAACAAUGGAAACGGUCAGCAUGGAUCCCAGUUCCUUAUCACCAUGGGUGAGAACUUGGACUACCUGAAUGGAGUCCACACUGUGUUUGGGGAGGUGACAGAGGGCAUGGAAAUCUUGGACAAAAUCAAUGAGACCUUCGUGGACAAGGACUUUGUCCCAUUUCAGGAUAUCAGGAUAAACCACACGGUGGUCCUGGAAGACCCUAUUGAUGACCCUCCUGAUUUGCCAGUGCCUGAUGGAUCGCCUGAGCCCACCAAAGAGCAGCUGGAUAGCGGGCGAAUCGGAGCGGACGAAGUGAUCGACGAUACGGAUGGGAUGGCAGCAGAGGAGUUGGAGGAGAGGCUGAAGGAGAAAGAAGCCAAGACUCGGGCCAUCCUGCUGGAGAUGGUGGGUGACCUCCCUGAUGCAGACAUGAAGCCUCCAGAGAACGUGCUGUUUGUGUGCAAACUGAAUCCGGUGACCACCGACGAGGACCUGGAAAUCAUCUUUUCUCGCUUUGGGACCAUAAAAACCUGUGAGAUCAUCAGAGACUGGAAAAGUGGAGAUUCCCUGUGUUACGCCUUCAUUGAGUUUGAUAAGCAAGAAGAUUGUGAAAAGGCCUAUUUCAAAAUGGACAACGUGCUCAUCGACGAUCGACGCAUUCACGUAGACUUCAGCCAGUCGGUCUCAAAGAUCAAAUGGAAAGGCAAAGGUGGGAAGUACACUAAAGAUGACUUCAACGCCUACGAGAAGGAUGUGGAGACCCGAUCCAAACUGGACCUCAAGGACCAAGUGAAGCCCAAACAAGAUUCCAAGUACGACCUGAUAAUUGAGGAGGAAGAGGAGGCGGCGAGCCACCGGCCCUCUGAGAAGAAGCACAAGGAGAAGAGGCACCAUCAUCAUUCAGAUGAUGAGGACAGCAGGAAGUCCAAGAAACACAAGGACGACCGGGACAGCCGGCGAGACAGAAAGACGGGACGCCAGCGCUCUCAAUCCCGCUCACGGUCCCGCUCCAGAGACCGGAACCACAAACACGGCAAAUCCCAGCACCAACACGGGAAAGAGGGCCGCGACAAAGGCCACAGCCACAAGGACCUGAGCCGCAGCGGCUCCUCCAAGAGGUCCAAUGAGAAAGAGAGGAGUAGGUACAGGUGAGGCCACAGAGGGGUCAACCGUAUUCAGCAUGAAUUAUAUGGUGUCUAAAUAUUCACGGACCGCCCUCACUCCUGGCUUCCUUUAACAUCACUUUGAGUUUAGAAAAAAAAAUUGGAUGAUGUUUAAGUCCUUUGCCUUGAAGAAGAAAACAUGUUUGCGAAAUGCUUUUUUAACUCUUUAUUAAAAGAAAAUUCCCCAAAA
Anarrhichthys ocellatus (wolf-eel) is the source of this 1656-nucleotide messenger RNA. RefSeq names its product peptidylprolyl isomerase (cyclophilin)-like 4 (gene ppil4). Gene Ontology annotation, molecular function: peptidyl-prolyl cis-trans isomerase activity; RNA binding. The coding region runs from base 31 to 1455 and encodes 474 amino acids. The transcript has 13 exons. Gene Ontology annotation, biological process: protein peptidyl-prolyl isomerization. Gene Ontology annotation, cellular component: nucleus. NCBI's taxonomy places the organism in Eukaryota, Metazoa, Chordata, Actinopteri, Perciformes, Anarhichadidae. The record is from RefSeq and is a predicted model, not a curated record.